CACCGCCCCGGGCGAGAGCGAGAUGGAAAAGAAGAGUUUAUGGUUUCCGGUUGGCCUAAAAGCAGAGGUGUAAAGGAGAGACUGGCGUAUGGAUGAGAACUGUCAAGCCCCUUGCAAGGCUUUAUCCUAAAGAAAAGAAGAAAUGAGUCCCACGAAAGAUGACACAGGGCUCGGGACCGUAUUUGACUGGGACUAUCUCCUAUGGGAAGUUCGUUUGACGCUUAUAGCUGCUGGGUUUUUGAUCUACCUGGGGGUUUUUCUCCUGUCCCACUGGCUGUCGUCAUGGAUAAGUACCACGUACCGUGCCUUGCAUGCAAAGGAGAAGGUGUUCUGGAACAUGGCAGUCACGCGCGGCGUGUUCGGCCUUCAGAGCUGCGUUGCUGGUCUGUGGGCUCUGCUCAUGGAUCCUGUUUUUCAUGCUGACAAAGUGUAUUCUCAGCAGCAGUGGAGCUGGUUUAACUGUUUAAUAGCUGCUGGCUUUUUCUUGCUGGAAAAUGUAGCUGUUCAUUUGUCCAACAUUGCUUUUAGAACAUUUGAUGUGUUCUUGGUAGUUCAUCACUUCCUUGCUUUUGGUGGCUUGGCUGGUCUGGUAAUUAAUGUAAAAUCUGGACACUAUCUACCGUUGAUGGGAAUGCUGCUGGAGAUGAGUACUCCUUCAACCUGCAUUUCCUGGAUGCUUUUAAAGGCUGGCUGUGCUAAUACGCUUUUCUGGAAGGCAAACCAGUGGGUAAUGAUCCACCUGUUUCACUGCCGCAUGAUUCUCACUUAUCAUAUGUGGUGGGUGUCCAUUGCCAACUGGAAUAACAUGAUGGAAAACCUGGGGCUUCUUCACUUUAUUGUUAUGUUUUCGGGAUUAUUCGCAGUCACACUAAUACUUAACCCAUACUGGACAUACAAAAAAACUCAGCAGCUUCUCAGUCCAACUGACUGGAACUUUGAAAAUAAAGCAGUGAAAAACGGAAAAUUAAAUGGAGAUACAUGUCAAAAGAAGAGGAUAUGAUACAGAAAGAGCCGUCUCCUAAGAUAAUAACAGAAUGUGCAGAACACAAUGCAAAGCAAUUUGAUCAUGAAAUAGAAGCAUUUGCAAGGAGCUCAUUAACACGAUGAUUCCCUCCUGUUAGUAUUUUAURCAUCAGAAGUAUUUUAAAGUCUGCAUUGUCUCUUUAAAAGUCUUAAAUUGUCUAUACUUUAUAUAUAAGUACGUGCAAGAUCUUUAAGGUCUUAGUUGGACAGUGUUUUAUGAUUUUUAGCAAUAACAGGCUCUCUAGUGGUAUCCUAAUGGUAUCCUUUAACACUUCCAUGUGGGUUUAUAGUUAAUUUGUCUGUUAAGCUUGGCUUGCAUCAAGUUAGCAUGAAUCCCAUUUCAUGUGUGCAGUAGAUACUGAUGCUGAAUACUGUGUUAGGAAGCUUAUUAAAAUCAAUUAUGACCCAAGUUAGGUAUGCAGAGGUACCUAGUUCCUGAGUGCCACUAAACCCUUCCAAAUGGUUGAACUGGUCAURUGGCAGAAUGCAGUUGUAGCUGGGCUUCUCUUGGUGGGUUUUUUUUUUCUGUUUAAGUGCACUUGAGGAAAAACAAUAUGAUCAUUUAGAGCAUUCACUGUCAGGGUGUCCUGGAGUUUCUAAGUUGCCCUCUGACUGGAAGGAAUUCCAAUCCACCACAAAGAUACAUGUGAUGAGGGGUGAGGAUGCAGAUCUUCCUGGUGGUGGGCUAGUUAGGUAACUAUAGUGAUUCUGUCUGGACUGGAAAUCUGUGAAAACGAGAAGUUAACGAUGAAACUUUUGGCUCUGUUUGAUCCUUAAAAGACUUGCUGGUUGUUGGCCAAAACUAUCCUUAUUUUUGGUCCCAAGUGAACAGUCAUGGAAUUCAUUCCACUAGUGCCUCUGUUACGGUUCUUUAGUUUUGGAAAUCCUCUGUUAYAGAGGAUUAAAAAAGGGGUGACCCUUUUUUAGAGGGAAACUCUUGUAAUGUCAGUUAGAAGUUCAGUUGUUCUCUUAGUAUUUUUAUUUUACAUUGGAGAACAUAUAAAAUGAGGCUGGUAAUCUUUUGCACUUUAUCUACCACAGCGCUAAAUGUUUCCUUGACCUAAGGAACAGAGUUGUUUUUUAGGUAGGAGCUUUGCAAAUUGCUGUGGAUGUUCUUCCAGAAAUGAUGUUAGGCUGGUUGUUCCUGCCUGGAAUUUUCUACAGCAAAUCAAGAUAUCUUGAUAGGAAAGAGUGACACCUGGUGGCAAGAGAGUGUCAUAAAGAUAGUCGUUCUGAAGCACUAGGCUUGGGAUAUAAACAGCCCAUCAUAUGCAACUUUUUUAUAUUUUUUUAAUAUAUAUGAGCCAGUGCUGUGAAGAAUUUUAGGUCAAGGAACUUGUUGUCUAGAGGUUUUGUGUAUUGAUUUGUGGUGGGACAUACUAUUUUUUAACUUGGGGGGAACGGCAUUUAGUGUAAAUAAGCUCAUUCUAUUUAUUUUGGUUGGGGUGUCUUUGGUUUUGUCCAGAGUGAGUGCAUGAAAAUAGUGGUCACAUGAUUGUGUUCCCUAUUUCAGUUUGCUUAAGCAUAGAGUUGAAAAACUGUCUCAUAGGGGACAGAGAAUGUUUUACCAUCAGGUCACAAAUUUAUAGCUAUAUCAUGUUGAAAGUGCCAAAGUGGUGAACAUCUGAAAUCUGGGGUUUCAGAAACUACUCUGARCUCAGACUAUUUUGCAUGGUCAUGCUCUCUAAUACUCUGCUGGUAUUUGGUAAAGAACAUCUAAUUUUGUGCUUCAGACUUCAUAUUUCUGAGCAGGAGAGAAUAAAGUCACACUGUUACGGCAUUAUGGCCUGUGUGAUGCUGUCUGGUAAAGGGGAAAAAAAAAMCCAUUUUUCCAAAGCUGAGAAUUUUGUACCUGUGUUAAGGAGUUGUGAGGAAUAAUAUUAGAAGUGCUUUGACAUUCCAAAAGAAAGCAGAUGAGAAAUUUUGGAGAAAGGGUAGAGAAACAUUAUCCGUAUGUAUAGCUUGGAGAAUACAAACCUCACUUCCAGGAAUCCCAGAGGGGAAAGAUGGAAGAUUAGUUGCUGAGUAUCAGGAUGAAGAUACACUCUAUGUAUCCUAGGAUUUAAAGAGCUGAGUUAUAUGAAACAAGGUAAAAAUAACAGAAAUUCCACCUAGAGCUUUGCAAAGAGGUCCAACAGAAAAUGGAAACAUCAAAGGUGAAGUAGGUUGGGACCAGUGUGGAGUUUUUACAGUGGCUGUCUGAAG
Molecule: messenger RNA, 3228 nt
Organism: Nothoprocta perdicaria
Lineage: Eukaryota; Metazoa; Chordata; Aves; Tinamiformes; Tinamidae
Gene: CLN8
Product: CLN8, transmembrane ER and ERGIC protein
Exons: 3
Coding region: 143-1000 (285 amino acids)
Biological process (GO): lipid homeostasis
Cellular component (GO): endoplasmic reticulum; membrane
Source: RefSeq, a predicted model, not a curated record